Olea europaea var. sylvestris is the source of this 3374-nucleotide messenger RNA. RefSeq names its product pentatricopeptide repeat-containing protein At2g41080. The transcript has 3 exons. Lineage: Eukaryota; Viridiplantae; Streptophyta; Magnoliopsida; Lamiales; Oleaceae. The coding region runs from base 182 to 2179 and encodes 665 amino acids. The record is from RefSeq and is a predicted model, not a curated record. Gene Ontology annotation, biological process: RNA modification. Gene Ontology annotation, molecular function: zinc ion binding; RNA binding; protein binding.
AAGGUUGCUAGUUACAUUCUUUGGUAACCUCUGAAUUCAAAAAUUGCACUAUUAGUCCCCAAACUAUUGCUCAACCUUUUCUGGACUUCCAAAGACUCGUUAUAGGUUUAACGCCAGUCCCCAUCAACGAUUUUUUGUGAUAUACCCGCCUAAACCCCAAACCAAAACCCAAAACUGAUGAAUGGGAAGGGCAUGUUCAAAACCUUUGUAUGCCCUUUCCCUCCACCCUCAAGCCACCCAUUCCUUCUCCACAACCGCCAUCUCCGCCGCCUCACAAGAUUUCAUAUCCCUAUGCUCCAAAGGCCAUCUCAAACAAGCCUUCACCAUCUAUUUCUCCCACAUUUGGUCGGACCCACCUCUCUUCUCCCACCUCCUCAAGGAAUGCAUCGAACGCCACUCUUUCCCGCUUGCACAACAGCUCCAUUCCCUCAUAAUAACUGCCGGGUGUUCCCGGGACCGCUUCGUUUCCAACCAUUUAAUGAGCGCUUAUUCAAAAUUGGGCCAUUUGAAAGGAUCUGUAAAAGUGUUUGAUAAAAUGCCUAACAGAAAUGUUAUGUCCUUUAACAUUUUGAUUGGUGGGUAUAUACAGAGUGGGGAGUUGGAUUGUGCGAUUGAGCUUUUUGAACAAAUGAUUGAGCGAAAUUUGGCCACUUGGAAUGCGAUUAUUACGGGGAUGGUUCAGUUUGAGUUUAAUGAGGAGGCGCUGAAUAUGUUCUCGAGAAUGCACUCUCUUGGGUUUUUGCCUGAUUACUAUGCUCUAGGGAGUGCGUUGAGAGGCUGUGCUGGAUUGAAAGAUUUGAGUAGGGGGAAUCAGAUUCAUGGGUAUUCAGUGAGAUCGGGGUUGGAGUUUGAUUUGGUUGUUGGAAGUUCGUUGGCUCAUAUGUAUAUGAAGUGUGGUAGCUUGAGAGAAGGUGAGAGAGUGAUUCAGUCUAUGCCAGUUCAUAACAUUGUUGCUUGUAAUACACUUAUUGCUGGCAAAUAUCAGAAUGGGUGUUCCGAGGGUGCUUUGAAUCAGUACAAGAUAAUGAGAAUGGCUGGCUUUAGGCCGAAUAAAAUCACUUUGGUGAGCAUUAUCAGUUCAUGUUCUGAGCUAACAACACUUGGACAAAGCCUGCAGGUUCAUGCUGAGGUGAUAAAAGCUGGGGCCACGUUGGAUGUUUCAGUUGUUAGUUCAUUAGUUAGCAUGUAUUCACGGUGUGGGUGUUUAGAUGAUGCUGUGAAAGUUUUUGACCAGAGGGAGGGAGCUGAAAAUGAUCUGGUUUUGUGGAGUUCAAUGAUUUCUGCUUAUGGGUUUCAUGGGAAAGGAAAGGAGGUUGUUGAAGUGUUUAAAAGGAUGGAGCAUGUAGGAUUGAAACCAAAUGAAGUCACUUUCUUGAGUUUGCUAUAUGCUUGUAGUCAUUGCGGAUUGAAAGAUGAAGGGCUUCAAUAUUUCGACUUGAUGGUAAAGAAGUAUGGACUGGAGCCUCGGUUAGAACAUUAUACCUGUGUGGUUGAUCUCCUUGGUAGAGCAGGCUGUUUGGCAGAGGCAGAAAGCCUGAUCAGAUCCAUGCCUGUAAAGCCUGAUACUGUUACAUGGAAAACUUUACUAUCAGCUUGUAAAAUCCAUAAGAAUGCUGACCUGUCUAGAAGAAUUGCUGAGGAAAUUGUUAAAAUGGAUCCUCAAGAUUCAGCUUCUUAUGUGCUGCUUUCAAAUAUCCAAGCUUCUGCUAAAAGAUGGCAUGAUGUUUCAGAGGUGAGGAAAGCAAUGAGGGAAAGAAUGGUCAAGAAAGAGCCGGGGAUAAGCUGGUUUGAGCUGAAGAAUGAAAUUCACCAUUUUGUUAUGGGCGAUAAAUCUCAUCCUCAGUCUAAAAAGAUCGACUUGUAUUUGACAGAACUGAUGGCCGAACUGAAGUUGCAUGGUUAUGUGCCCGAUUUAGGUGCUGUUUUGCAUGACAUGGAUGUGGAGGAAAAGGAGGAUAACUUAGGACAUCACAGUGAAAAACUGGCUAUUGCUUUUGCUCUGAUGAAUAUGCCGCUGGGUGUUCCAAUAAGGAUAAUGAAGAAUUUGCGGGUCUGCGGUGAUUGCCAUGUUGUUAUGAAGUACAUAUCCAAGGUUAAAAACAGAGAAAUUACUGUACGGGAUGCCAGUAGGUUUCACCAUUUCAAAAAUGGACAUUGUUCUUGUGGGGAUUACUGGUGAGGUGAGUUUCUCUCUUUUAAAGUAGAUGGUACUAAUUAUAUACACCAUACUUAUAAGCUGUAGUGAUAUUCAUCACAAGAGGGGAUAACAAUUCGACUGGUGCCAUGCUUAAAAUUUAACAUAUCCAAGGUUAAAAACAGAGAAAUUAUUGUAUGGGAUGCUAGUAGGUUUCACCAUUUCAAAAAUGGACAUUGUUCUUGUGGGGAUUACUGGUGAGCAAUUGAAAGAAGACCAAAGCUAGGACCUAUGCUAUGCUGCAUAAUAUCAACAACAGGAUUUGCUGCAUGGACUAUUUUGAAUGUAAUGCCGCUUAAUGCCAAUCGUCAUUUUGUCGAGCUUGUUGAAAUGAUAUGACUAGAUAUUUGCAUAUCUUGAUAUCCUCCAGGCAAUCUAGUUGCCCAAUCACUAUUUUGAAUCUGUUCAGGCAACUCGUCCUGAAUCUAGUCUGUUUUGAACUCCAUUGUCCUGUUGGUCUGCUUGCAAUCAACACCAUCUAAUUGAAUUAAUGUUACUUGUUUAAAUUUAUUGGAUAAUGGGCCGCAUUGCCAAAUAUUGAGAAUGUAUAGCAAUGUAAACCGGCCUGCCUUGGAACUGCUCGGCGUUGCAGUCUUUUUUCAGAUUCCUGAGCCGAUCUUUUGGCCUGGUUACUGCCCACAGGGGACAAGGCCUUCUUCUCCGGUCACAGCCUCUCCAGCUCUUUCUUAAAUGAAGGCUUGGAACCCUAUACCUAUACAAGGGGCUGGUCUUGAUCCUGUUUGGUGGUGCGACCGCAAAACCUUCAAUUUCACCUCUUGAAUGUUAUAUUAAAGGUCCAGAGAGGCACGAAGUCCAACGUCAGGUAUUGCAAAGAAAUUGGCGAUUGCAUAGGCUAAUCUGGCAUAUGUCGGGAGGAGCUGAAGCAUCAGGUUUGAAGGAAAAACGGCUGGCUUUGCUUGGAGUCGAUGACAUUAACAUUUUUAAAGGUGUCAAUUUUAGCCAUGGCGUACAUGCUCAAGAAAGUAUCCAAAUUGGCAGGGACUGCUGAUAAUAUGACAGAAUCUUAUAAUUAUUGAUCUAAACAAACCAAUUCAGUAAGACACUACUUUAAUAUUUUGAAUUUUUCUAUAAGAAAUUGGAUUUAAUAAUAUCUUUUGUAAGUGUAAACGAAUAAUCAUUUUCUACUUAGAAGCAGUUGAGGGAAAACUCAUUCUUUCAA